This is a messenger RNA of Ylistrum balloti, 5630 nucleotides long. RefSeq names its product FMR1-interacting protein NUFIP1-like. The coding region runs from base 114 to 1766 and encodes 550 amino acids. Gene Ontology annotation, molecular function: RNA binding. Gene Ontology annotation, cellular component: nucleus. Gene Ontology annotation, biological process: box C/D snoRNP assembly. The transcript is spliced from 11 exons. Lineage: Eukaryota; Metazoa; Mollusca; Bivalvia; Pectinida; Pectinidae. The record is from RefSeq and is a predicted model, not a curated record.
CCUUCGAUGAGGCUAUUUAACACACGUGUUUUUGUUUUGACUGGCAGAGAUUAAAUAAUCUUAAAUGAGUGUAAAGAGGAUUUUCCAAAUAUUUUUAUGAGAAAUUCAUAAAGAUGUCUGGACCACGCUUUCCAUGGAGAGGAGGAGGCAGAGGUAUGAAUAGCAACCCCUGGGGGAUGAAUCGGUUCUCAGCCCCACCCCCAGGGCCACGUCCUCCAAUGAUACGUGGACAGGGCCCCAACAACUGGCGAUGCCCCAAUUCAAGACCAAUCAUUCGUUAUGAUAUGGGACCAUUUGAUAUGGGACCUAGAGGCAUAAGACCAGGAUUCUUUCCCAAUUCAGGGCCUCGCAUGAUGGGAAUGGGGGGUUGUAGACCUCCAAACCCAGAUAGUUUUCAGCGAGGUCAAGGACAAAAUACUCAAGAUAAAAAUUGUUACAACAAUCAAGAAAUAAAUUCAAAUGGACAAGCAAACCAUGCAGAUAAUAUGCUAAAUCGACCCAGCAAUAAUUUCAGAAGCAAUUUUCAAAAUGGUGAGAAUUUUAAUGACAAAAGACAGCCUGGAAAUGGACAUUUAAAACAGCUGAGUAGCGACCAGACUGGAAACUAUCCUGGAAAUAAAAGAUCCCAUGGAAAUUGGAAUCAAAACAAAAAGCCAAAAAAACAGAAAAUUGACAAGAGAGAGCUUCCUGAAAAUAACAAGUUUUCCUGUGAUAUUUGUGAAAGGGGAUUCAAAACUGAAGAAAAGUAUAAGGAGCAUACAGAUGGCCAUAUGAAGUGUACAUUCGAAGAUUGUUCUUAUGUAGCUGCCCCAAAACUGGUACAGCUUCAUAUCAGAAUGCAACACCACUCUGGACUUGCAAAGAAAAUUUGGUCUUUAGAUUCCAAAGAAGACAUUGAAAAAUGGCGUGCUGAACGAAAGAAGAAUUUUCCCACAGCAGAAAAUGUGGCAAAGAAGCAUGCCCUGGCUGCAGAGAGGAAUGCUAGAGGAGAGGUUCUGGAGACAAAACAGUUUGGUAAAAUGAAGGGACAGAAUAGAAACCAGAGGGAGCAGUUCUCUGGCAAAGGUCCGCAGGAUAACAGAAGGAACAGACGGAAAAGGAAAGGUCAAAGGUCAGACAACAACAGUGAAGGCCAUGGAAAGAAGGCCAAAGUGGACACUGCUCAGGACCAGGACUGCAGAGAAAACAAAUCAGAGAAACCAGAAACUGAUCCUCAGACCAAAGAAGACCCUUUAUCAGUCCUGCUGACAGACUCUGACUCAGAUAAUGAGGAGAUAACUCCUGUGGCAAAACCUAUUGGGGAAGGAGCAGCUGAGGAGCCAGGAGCGGGACUCCAGGGAGGACUUGGAAUGAUCCUGGCCUCCUAUGGUGCAGAUGCAGUUCCAAGCACAGUAAACAACAAAGAUAAUGAUGUUCCAGAUCAGGAUAGAACCAGUACUACAAACACGUCUGACAGACAAAGUCCCAACAGAAAUAAGAAGAAAGGAAGUAAUUCGAAACUUUCUUCCAAAAACACAAAGGCUGGGAAGAACAAAUGGAAAAAUAAUAAACUGUUUAAUAAUACAACUUCAUCUCUACUGGAGAAGUUAUUGGCCAAAGAAAUCCGACAUGAGAGGAACGUGAUUCUGCAAUGUGUUUAUUACAUUGUAAAGAAUAACUUUUUUGGGGCAGGAAAAAAGUCUUCCUCCAGAGACAAUGAAACAGACAGAUCUAGUAUUACAUCAAUGAGUGUCGAACCCAUCAUUAAUGAUGCUGCAUGCAUGUGAGGGAUUAGCGGUACAGGUGUCCUCCAACAAGCCCAAGUACCAGUCCUCUGACUCGUGGCCAGUAGGAACACCUCUUGAGGACGAUGAAAUAGGCUUACUGUUAAUGUAACAGAACAGCAGUAUAUUUUGGUGGGCUUAUUACCAGGCGUGGGCUUGUUGCAGGAUAAUUAUGGUAUUUUGGUUUCAACAUGCAUUCAGAGCAUGUAAAUCUUCAUUAAAACAACCAAGCUAUUGAUUAACUCUUUCGUCACACAAUGUGCAUACUGUAAUUUUUUGUUUUCGCUGAACUAAAUUUUGCGGGAUCAAUUUUUAAUAUUGCAAAACGGGCUAUAUGGUUCCACAUCGUCUAGCGAGUUCCUACCUCUGCAAAUUAGUAGAAAUACUAUUUUCAAAUUUGUAUUUGCAGUUAUUUAAUUGCAUUUCUUAAUGUCCUUACCUCCAUUGGACAGCUCCAAGAAUCAGUGUGUAGAUAGGGAUUAAAAUUUGUUGAUAUUGUGAACAUUUUACCAAGUAAAUCUUCACUGGAACUAUCUUUCACCGUUGAAAUACAACUGCGAAAAUUGUGGAAAUUAGAACCUUGUGAUAAUAUCAAAUUUUAGGGUAAUUAUUUUUUGUCUUUGUUGCCGUGUACUGACACAGCAUGUGUACAGGAAUCUUGUGGAAGACAGUCUUGAUCUUUGUGCCAGGAAUUUGACAGUGUGAGUGGUUGAUGAAUAAGUCUUGGCCACUUCCUGAAUAAUCUAAUGAGUUACAAGUUGAAAACAAUUCUGUAUAACACUUGUUUUUUUAUAUGCAUUCAAUUUUUGCUAAACUUGCGACGAAUUCUGAAUGCGAACAUUGCAAUCAUGAAAUGUAUUGAUAGACACAGGUUUAUGUUUUUUCAACAUGACAGUGUUUAUUGUAGAGCUUGAUACAUAAAUAUUUAUGUAGCAUUAAUGAUGGACUGUACAAAAGAAACACCAAUCAACCGUGACACGAGUGACACGUAAACCAACUUUCAGUGUCGUAUAAAUAUAUGCAACUGUUAAUACACUUGUAUAUCUAUGUUUGCUGUUAUUGAUCAGAGAAUCUAGAUUAGUUUGUAUCGCAAAUAUAUAAUAUAUCAUUUGAUUAUUAUACAAAUUGUGUAAUUUAGGCAUCUUGGAAAUAUGUUUAUACAAGAUGUGUAUCGUUUUUGUCAUAAUAGCGUAUGAAUAUGAUUAACCUACUUCCGUCUUGUUAUGUGCCAAGUGAUAUAAUCCCCGGUUAUUUUAAGGAAAUGUGAUAUUCGAAGAUGCCUUGCUGCCAUGGAAACUUGCUCAUGUGUUUGUGAAAACUGAACAUGUGUGAGUUUCUGACACAAGGUGGUCAGCCAGUGCCCUCAGCAAAGUAAAUUUUAGAUAAUUAUUUUGUCCUUGGCAUGCUGUUAGACAUUCCUUUUUAAUAAGCAUUUACAUAUUCAUUUAAAGGUUUAUCUAGGACCCAUAUAAACUAUGGAAAUUUCAGUAGGAAAAUGUCAGUUUUCUAGUAUGUAAUUCAUAAAACAGUGUCAUGUACAUUAUAGAACUGUUUUUAUCCCGAGUUCUGACCCAGAUUUUUAUUGUAAUUCCAUACUAACCUACCCUUCAUCUUGGAUCCUCGCUCCACAUUUCUUUCCUGAAUUCUAGACAUGAAAUAUCAUCUUUAUCAAUAGAACUAAUUCAUUGUUAUUUCAAAUAUGAACAUUAUAGUCGGCUUUAAGCUUAAAACGUGUAAUUUGAUGGUGUGAAAAAUAAUCUCACACAGUAUUUUAUUUGGGUUUCACAUCCUCUGUAAAUAAUUAGUUUCAAGUGACAAUUUGGCGAGUACAUUUAAUUUUCAUGUAAUCUUUUCAUCAUACACAUCACAUUUACAUAAUGUAUUACUUAAGAAAUAACAAGUGAUUGACUUGGUAAGAUUGAUUUUGAAACAUCAGUAGGGGAGCAACCAGAUCACCUAGUGUUUAUUACAAUCCCCUGUCUAUAGUUUCCAAUAUGUACAGGUCCCCUGGGUGGCCACUAAAGACAGGUUUGACUGAAAGUCAUACCAGAAAGUAGUGAAAUGAAUUUCAUUUACUGUCUACAUCAAUGUGUUUUGGCUUCUUGUGUAAGGGUCUGCAGAGACUUGUUCAUAUUGAAUCAUUUCUGGAAAGAUGGAAUCGGGGAUUCUUUCUACAAGAAGGACAUAUCUGCUACAGUUAUAGAAAGCUGGUGCAUGUCAACAUUUACUUACAAUCUUGAAUGUUACAAGUCUGAUUUUGUAGAUGUUCCGUCUGUAUAAUUUUCCAUUGCUGACAAUGAAUGGAUGAAAGAUGAGGAAUUAGAUUAUGGUUUUGACAUAUGGAAAAUCCAGCAAAACUAUGAAUAUUGUAACAUUGAUCAGUUCAAAUCUUAACCAUUGGAUUGAUAUUUUGUAUGGUUUUGUAUGCUAAUUGUAUUUUUAUAAUAAAUACUUUUUAGUCUGGAUUACUUUAGGAAAUUUGAUUAGGGUCUGCAAUGUUUUUAUCUCAAAUAUGGGAUUGAAUAAUGUACAUUAAUUAACACAAGAAUGAUGCUUUAUGUGUGUAGCUGCAGACAGUCCAAAUUAUUCUGACAUUCCAUCAAUCUUUUAUAAAUCAGCCUGGAGUUGAUGAAGAUCAUUGAGUCUAGACUGAUAUAUAAAGUUGAUAGAAUGUCAGAAUUAUCCAGACUAAACUGUAAGGUAGUGUCAUUAUGUUAUAACAAAUUAAUCCCAAGCUUCCUGGUUAAUGAAGAUACACCUUUAUCACUGUGAGUACAUGCUUUAUGUAUAGGUAUUAUAUAUAGAGCGUAUCAUGUUUUACCUUAUUCAUCCACCAAUAAGCCGGGGGUCAGAACAUUGCCUCUAAACUCAAAAAUCAAGGUGAAGAUUAAUUACAGUCCAAUAGAUACUUGUUAGUAAUUUUACUGAACAAUUUGGUGGCUUUAUUAUGGAUAGACUGAUUGUAACACAAAAUUUGACUCAAAAAGAGGAUGGACUUAUUAUAACACAAAAUUUUUGACUCAAAUUAGGGGAUGGACUCAUUGUAACACAAAAUUUGACUCAAAUUAGGGGAUGGACUUAUUGUAACACAAAAUUUGACUCAAAUUAGGGAAUGGGCUCAUUGUAACACAAUUUUUGACUCAAAUUAGGGAAUGGACUCAUUGUAACACAAAAUUUGACUCAAAUUAGGGAAUGGACUUAUUGUAACACAAAAUUUGACUCAAAUUAGGGAAUGGGCUCAUUGUAACACAAUUUUUGACUCAAAUUAGGGGAUGGACUCAUUGUAACACAACAUUUGACUCAAAUUAGGGGAUGGACUCAUUGCAAUAUAAACUUUGGAUGGCUGGGUGGCACAUCAUUUUUCACAGAGAUGUGCAGGAUUUGAUUCCAAGCAUGAAUGUGAAAAGGUAUGGGGUCAUCUGCCCGGCCACCUGGGUUUUCCCCAGGUACUCCAGACACCUCCCACAGUAAGACCCCAUGAGCGCUUCCAUCCAGUCCAACAAAAGAAAGCUGAUAGCUUGUUUUGCAACUGUUGUAAAGUAAUUGUAUAUUCAUAUUUAAAACUUUCGCUCUAAGUAGGGGAGAAAUUUUUGUAACCAAAACAAACUAAAGCUCAAAGUAGGGCUUGGAUUUGUUGUGGAGCAACAAUAGGUUUGGACUUAUUGCGAGACGACAAUAAGGACAGACUGAUAGUGGGACAACAGUAGGGCAGACUUAUUGUGGAAGAACAGUAGGGCAGACUUAUUGUGGGACAACAAUAGGGGCAGACAUUGUGGAAUAACAGUACAGGUGGGCUUUCUAUCAGGCAUGGGCUUAUUGACGGAUAAAUAGGGUAAGCAUAGAAAUAUAUUGUUAUUGUUACAGCGU